AUGCCAGUGUGACAAUGGAUGGGUACUCGGUGCAUAAAGUAAUAGGUGAAGGGUCCUUUGGUCGGGCACUACUUGUCCAAUCCAGAAUCAACCAUGAGAACUAUGUCAUGAAAGAGAUCCUACUCCCAAAGACACAAUCCAAGAUGGCGAACACCAGAAGAGAAGCUGUGCUCCUGUCCAGGAUGAAACAUCCCAGCAUAGUGGCCUUCAGGGACUCUUUUGAAGGUGACGGCCACCUCUACAUAGUGAUGGAGUUCUGUGGUGGAGGAGACCUGCUCCAGAGGAUACAACAACAGAGGAACAUCCUGUUCUCACAGGAAACAAUCCUGAAGUGGUUUGCUCAGAUGUGUUCUGGUACGAUGCACAUCCAUGACAAACGGGUCCUACACAGGGAUCUCAAGUCCAAGAAUAUCUUCCUGACAGACGAUGGGAGGGUGAAGCUGGGUGACUUUGGCUCAGCCUGUGUUCUAAACAGUGCGAAGGUCUACGCUCACACGUACGUUGGAACGCCUUACUAUGUGUCUCCAGAGAUCUGGGACAGUAAGCCGUACAACAACAAGAGCGAUGUGUGGUCUCUCGGCUGUGUCCUCUACGAGCUCUGCACCCUGCGACACCCGUUUCAGGCUCCUAGUUGGAAGAGUCUGAUCAUGAAGGUGUGCCGUGGUUCCUACCCUCCUCUUCCCCAACACCUGCCCUAUGAGCUGCACUACCUGGUCAAACAGAUGUUCAAGACCAACCCCAAAGACCGUCCGUCCCUCCACACCAUCCUCACGUCUCACCGCGUAGCCGGUCUCCUGCACCGACACCUGCCCAACAAGGAGUCGGAGAGGAGAACAGGGAGAUGGAGGAGAGAGGAGGGGGAGAAGGUGGCCUCACUCCUGGGGCAGAAGACCCUCAUCACAGGCUCUACCCUGGAGGGUCUGGAGAUCUGUGUGGCCCCUGCUGAGGCCCCUGCUGAGAGCAGCACCAGUAGAGAGCAUUGUGGCCCUCGUAGACAGUGGGCCCCAGGCCCCUCAGACACAGCUCUACAGGUGUUGGCUAACACAGACCUCCUCUCCUCUGGGAGUCUGGCAACCACAGGCCAGACACAUUCAGAGAACAGAGAGCGGAGACGAUGGGACAGGAGUCCACCAGAGAGGUUACUGAGACUGUUAGAGAAAGCCCAGCUCUCCACCGCUUUCAGAACCUACUCCAUACACACAGAAGGUGAAGACCCUCUGGUAGGCCCCCUGUCCCAGGGAGGAAGGGACGACACAGACGGACCGACAGCUGGACAGACAGAGGAUGAAGAACGGCUGCAACCACGGUCUGAUGAUGAGGAUACAGACUUUGAAGAGGACUGUCCCUGUGACUGGAUGGAGGAACUAGAGCAGAUGUCUAUGGACCACUGAUACCUAGCGGUCUGCCUAGCUAGCGGUCUGUCUGUCUGGCUAGCUAGCAGUCUGUCUGCCUGGCUAGCUAGCGGUCUGUCUGCUUAGCUAGCUAGCGGUCUGCCUACCUAGCUAGCUAGCGGUCUGCCUAGCUAGCUAGCGGUCUGCCUAGCUAGCUAGCGGUCUGCCUAGCUAGCUAGCGGUCUGCCUACCUAGCUAUGUCCACAGGAUGUGCCACAAUACACGCAAUUACAAUACACACUGCCACAAUACAGGCUGUCACAAUACAGGCUGUCACAAUACAGGCUGUCACAAUACAGGCUGUCACAAUACAGGCUGUCACAAUACAGGCUGUCACAAUACAGGCUGUCACAAUACAGGCUGUCACAAUACAGGCUGUCACAAUACACGCUGUCACAAUACACGCUGUCACAAUACACGCUGUCACAAUACACGCUGUCACAAUACAGGCUGCCACAAUACACGCUGCCACAAUACACACUGUCACAAUACAGGCUGUCACAAUACAGGCUGUCACAAUACAGGCUGUCACAAUACAGGCUGCCACAAUACACUCUGCCACAAAACCCACAGAUUGCAUUCCAUCUUAUCUAUUACAUAUGAAUGACUAAAUGACAGCACUUUAAUACAACUGAAACGAGUCAACAAACUUCCCGUUUCCUGUGGGGGAUGUUCAUUUGAUUUCCAUAAAGAUAAUUUACAUAACAAUGGAGUCCUUCGGCAUUCACUCCUUUCCAGAGCGGCCUACAAUCAAUCAGCCCGUUCAACGACAGUAGAUACAUCAACUAGCGCAAUCACUGUACAAGAGAAACCUUCAAACACCCAGCUGUCUGCAAAAUCAAUACUAGUAAGUGUAAAGUCCCUCCCUGUUUCAGCCCUUCAGUUAGUCACUCCCUGUUUCAGCCCUUCAGUUAGUCCCUCCCUGUUUCAGCCCUUCAGUUAGUCCCUCCCUGUUUCAGCCCUUCAAGUAGUCCCUGUUUCAGCCCUUCAAGUAGUCCCUGUUUCAGCCCUUCAGGUAGUCCCUCCCUGUUUCAGCCCUUCAGGUAGUCCCUGUUUAAGCACUUCAGGUAGUCCCUGUUUCAGCCCUUCAGGUAGUCCCUGUUUCAGCCCUUCAGGUAGUCCCUGUUUCAGCCCUUCAGUUAGUCCCUCCCUGUUUCAGCCCUUCAGGUAGUCCCUGUUACAGCCCUUCAGUUAGUCCCUCUCUGUUUCAGCCCUUCAGUUAGUCCCUCCCUGUUUCAGCCCUUCAGGUAGUACCUCCCUGUUUCAGCCCUUCAGUUAGUCCCUCCCUGUUUCAGCCCUUCAGGUAGUCCCUGUUUCAGCCCUUCAGUUAGUCCCUCUCUGUUUCAGCCCUUCAGUUAGUACCUCCCUGUUUCAGCCCUUCAGUUAGUCCCUCCCUGUUUCAGCCCUUCAGUUAGUCCCUCCCUGUUUCAGCCCUUCAGGUAGUCCCUCCCUGUUUCAGCCCUUCAGUUAGUCCCUCCCUGUUUCAGCCCUUCAGUUAGUCCCUCCCUGUUUCAGCCCUUCAGUUAGUCCCUCCCUGUUUCAGCCCUUCAGGUAGUCCCUCCCUGUUUCAGCCCUUCAGGUAGUCCCUCUCUGUUUCAGCCCUUCAGUUAGUCCCUCUCUGUUUCAGCCCUUCAGUUAGUACCUCCCUGUUUCAGCCCUUCAGGCAGUCCCCCUCUGUUUCAGCCUUUCAGGCAGUCCCCCUCUGUUUCAGCCCUUCAGGCAGUCCCCCUCUGUUUCAGCCCUUCAGGCAGUCCCCCUCUGUUUCAGCCCUUCAGGUAGUCCCUGUUUCAGCCCUUCAGGUAGUCCCUCCCUGUUUCAGCCCUUCGGGCAGUCCCUCCCUGUUUCAGCCAUUCAGUCAGUCCCUCCCUGUUUCAGCCCUUCAGGCAGUCCCCCUCUGUUUCAGCCCUUCAGGUAGUCCCUGUUUCAGCCCUUCAGGUAGUCCCUCCCUGUUUCAGCCCUUCAGGUAGUCCCUCCCUGUUUCAGCCCUUCAGGUAGUCCCUCCCUGUUUCAGCCCUUCAGGUAGUCCCUCCCUGUUUCAGCCUUUCAGGUAGUCCCUCCCUGUUUCAGCCCUUCAGGCAGUCCCUCCCUGUUUCAGCCCUUCAGGCAGUCCCUCCCUGUUUCAGCCCUUCAGUUAGUCCCUCCCUGUUUCAGCCCUUCAGUUAGUCCCUCCCUGUUUCAGCCCUUCAGUUAGUCCCUCCCUGUUUCAGCCCUUCAGUUAGUCCCUCCCUGUUUCAGCCCUUCAGUUAGUCCCUCCCUGUUUCAGCCCUUCAGUUAGUCCCUCCCUGUUUCAGCUCUUCAGGUAGUCCCUGUUUCAGCCAUUCAGGUAGUCUCUGUUUCAGCCCUUCAGGUAGUCUCUGUUUCAGCCCUUCAGGUAGUCCCUCCCUGUUUCAGCCCUUCAGGUAGUCCCUCCCUGUUUCAGCCCUUCAGGUAGUCCCUCCCUGUUUCAGCCCUUCAAGUAGUCCCUGUUUCAGCCCUUCAAGUAGUCCCUGUUUCAGCCCUUCAGUUAGUCCCUCCCUGUUUCAGCCCUUCAGGUAGUCCCUGUUUCAACCCUUCAGUUAGUCCCUCCCUGUUUCAGCCCUUCAGUUAGUACCUCCCUGUUUCAGCCCUUCAGUUAGUCCCUCCCUGUUUCAGCCCUUCAGGUAGUCUCUGUUUCAGCCCUUCAGGUAGUCCCUGUUUCAGCCCUUCAGGUAGUCCCUGUUUCAGCCCUUCAGGUAGUCCCUGUUUCAGCCCUUCAGGUAGUCCCUGUUUCAGCCCUUCAGGUAGUCUCUGUUUCAGCCCUUCAGGUAGUCCCUCCCUGUUUCAGCCCUUCAGGCAGUCCCUCCCUGUUUCAGCCCUUCAGUCAGUCCCUCCCUGUUUCAGCCCUUCAGGCAGUCCCCCUCUGUUUCAGCCCUUCAGGUAGUCCCUGUUUCAGCCCUUCAGGUAGUCCCUGUUUCAGCCCUUCAGGUAGUCCCUGU
Oncorhynchus nerka (sockeye salmon) is the source of this 4345-nucleotide messenger RNA. RefSeq names its product NIMA related kinase 3 (gene nek3). NCBI's taxonomy places the organism in Eukaryota, Metazoa, Chordata, Actinopteri, Salmoniformes, Salmonidae. The coding region runs from base 15 to 1391 and encodes 458 amino acids. Gene Ontology annotation, biological process: protein phosphorylation. The record is from RefSeq and is a predicted model, not a curated record. The transcript has 13 exons. Gene Ontology annotation, molecular function: ATP binding; protein kinase activity.